Messenger RNA from Medicago truncatula (barrel medic), 488 nucleotides. Its product is annotated as 40S ribosomal protein S28-1. Gene Ontology annotation, cellular component: cytosolic small ribosomal subunit; ribosome. Gene Ontology annotation, biological process: translation; maturation of SSU-rRNA; ribosomal small subunit assembly. Bases 141 to 338 code for a protein of 65 amino acids. Lineage: Eukaryota; Viridiplantae; Streptophyta; Magnoliopsida; Fabales; Fabaceae. Gene Ontology annotation, molecular function: structural constituent of ribosome. The transcript is spliced from 2 exons. The record is from RefSeq and is a predicted model, not a curated record.
AUUUGUUUAGGGUUUUAAUAAAAUAAAUAAAUAAAUAAAUAAGAGAAAGCAUAAAGCGAAAAGUAGGGUUUCAGUGUCUUGUCUUUUCGCCGCAGAGCUUGAUUGAGAUCUUCUCUUUCUCUGUCCACCGCAACCAAAGAAUGGAUUCUCAAAUCAAGAAUGCUGUUGUUGUCAAGGUAAUAGGUCGUACUGGUUCUAGAGGACAGGUGACUCAAGUUAGGGUCAAGUUUAAUGAUGAUUCGAACCGUCACAUCAUGAGGAACGUGAAGGGACCAGUUAGAGAAGGAGACACCCUCACCCUGCUUGAGUCUGAAAGAGAAGCAAGAAGGUUGCGCUAGAGAAACUCAGCGGUUUGGUCUGGUGCAGGAUUCAAUAAACAUUUGUUUUUUGGGGAUUAUUUAGUAGAUGUCAAAUGUUAUUGUCAAACACUUCAAUUUUGCACCUUUUAUUUGCUUGAAUUUUUAAUAAAAUUUUACUUUUAUUUGAUA